AUGCCAUCGCCAAAUAAUAGCAAAUCUGCGGCCAAUAAGAGCUCGAAAAGGGCACAGAGUUUAGCGGCCGAUAACCGGAACGGCUCUCUUAGAAGUGCCGAUUACUACGAGCUCAGCACAGAUGGGCUCAAACCCGAGCCCUUAGACCCCGAAAAGUACGAGACCUUCAGACGUAUCGCCAGCGCUGAAGAGAGCGAAGAAUUAGACACGUUUUACAACGCGUCGAGCGAUGAGGGCUAUGACAUGACCCACGAGACCGGUAAUGAUCUCUCGGCAAUGGAUCCCAUAAGACGUGAACAAAUACAGGAGGAAUGGAGGCUAGAGUUGGCCAAAACUGAAGAGGAGAUCCAAACGCUGCGACAGGUGUUGACAUCGAAAGUGCAGAGAUCUCACGAACUGAAGAGAAAGCUGGGGAUCACUGUCUGGAAGGAGUUCCGGGAAGACAUGGAACAGGGCAUCAAAAACAUCCAGGAGACCACAGCAUAUAAAGAUACGUCCGAUAAGUUGGUCGAAUGGAAUAACGCGGUACAAACUGCCCCCAUCUCAGGAUUGGGCCUAUUCUCAGCCCCG
Messenger RNA from Medioppia subpectinata, 570 nucleotides. The record is from the annotation of a GenBank genome assembly. NCBI's taxonomy places the organism in Eukaryota, Metazoa, Arthropoda, Arachnida, Sarcoptiformes, Oppiidae.